CCUUCCCGCCCGCUCCGCGUCGUUGAUGUUGUGUUACAACUGUUGUUCAUUAAGUGGAGAGCAAAGUUGAUUCGAUUGUUUUGUUUUGAGAUUUUUAGGUAACUGUAUAUAAAUCUGCCAGAUGUUGCCUUCUAUGCCAAUUUUAUUUACAAGGGAUAGCCAAGAUGCAUUUGGAAAUAAAAUAGAACCGAGUAAAAGUUUUUUAAAUAAAAAUGUAAAACCCGUCGUUCAAUUAGAGGCUCAUUUUUCGAAAACAGAACCAAAACAACAAAAUGAUGCGCAUAAUGAUACAAAAAAUAAGGCGAGUGUUAAAAAGAAAGAAGAGCAAACGAAAACUAAAAGUGAUGACAAGCCUUUGGAAGCAGCAUUAGUAAAGGCAUAUUAUACAAAGGUCCAAUCCAGAUUUGCUUCUAAUUCAUCGGUUCCAACAAACAAGUUUGUACAGUUUAGAGACAUUUUAAAAACUUUUGACCCGUCAAAGGAGACACCAGAGGAUCUGUAUAGAAAGAUUGAAUUACUAUUUGGAAAUGAGCAUAAAGACAUAUUUGAGGAAUUUCUACUGUUUUUAAAACCCGGACAAGCUUUAAAAGUUGGCAGAUUCAUGGAUCACUUUAUGAUUACUCAGAUAACCAGAUUUAUAGAGUUAUUGCAGACAACAUUCAGUCGUAAACCAACAGUCCUAAGGAAAAUAAUACGAGCGAUCACAACCAGUAUCAACAGCGGCAACAGUUCGGAGUUGAAGUCGAGGGUACUGCCUCAUCUCAGAUCCAACCCUCGCCUUACACAGAUGUUCAAGAGUCUUUUCCCUGAUGAGCGGCCGCCAGACAGCGUUUACGAAACUGGCACAGACCUUAUACAUGAGAGUUUCCUAACUUCGGAUAAAGGCUACGAUGUAUGGGAAAUUGAAGACAAGGAUAACAAAAGAAAACCAGACGCGAAAGUUCUAGAUUCUGAGUACUUACACGGUCGAGUUUUUCUUCAACAUGGAAGGUUUUUACGCACAGCAUGUGUUACAUAUCCUUAUAGUAAAGAACCCUAUAGAGUCCACGCAAGACGACUCGCGCCUGACCAUUGUUUAUCGCCACCUGAAUCUGACUCUGAAAGAGCUUCGCCAAAAAGAAACGCCAAAACAGUCUGCAAAAUACCACAGAAAAGGCCAAGAAAACAACUGAAAUCACCAACUAAAAAUGUCAAGGAUGUCAACGAUAACACGAAAAAUGCAAUUACAAACUCAUUAAACACUAAAAUGAAAGGAAAGUCGCAUUCAAAAAGUAAAAAUUGCAAAAAAGAUGAUGUGGCGGGAAAGAAAAAAGAACGGCACGAUACUAAAACACCUUGUCCGAAAAAAGACGAGGGGCCUAAAAUAAAACAAGCUAAAAUAGAUGUCCCAAAAGUACAAAGCAGAAAUUGGACCCGUGACGAAGAUAAAACAAUGUUGGAAGUGUUGAAAGGGGAACCGGGGUCUGAGCAAGUUUUUUGCCGAAUACGAGAGUUACUGCCUCAUCGUACCACUAUAGAAAUUAAAGAAAGAUUCUGCCAUGUUAUGAACCUGUUACAAAAAAUGGCAGUCGGUGAAGUGACAUAGUCUUAGUGGACAUGAAUUUAUUAGAGCUAAGUAAAAGUGGUAUUUAUAAUUUUAUAUUUAAAUAAACGUUAUUUUCACA
Molecule: messenger RNA, 1664 nt
Organism: Melitaea cinxia (Glanville fritillary)
Lineage: Eukaryota; Metazoa; Arthropoda; Insecta; Lepidoptera; Nymphalidae
Exons: 7
Coding region: 122-1585 (487 amino acids)
Biological process (GO): regulation of DNA-templated transcription
Cellular component (GO): nucleus
Molecular function (GO): transcription coregulator activity
Source: RefSeq, a predicted model, not a curated record